This is a messenger RNA of Hyphopichia burtonii NRRL Y-1933, 1043 nucleotides long. It is a transcript of the gene PRE2, whose product is annotated as proteasome core particle subunit beta 5. NCBI's taxonomy places the organism in Eukaryota, Fungi, Ascomycota, Pichiomycetes, Serinales, Debaryomycetaceae. The transcript has a single exon. Bases 158 to 1006 code for a protein of 282 amino acids. The record is from RefSeq and is a predicted model, not a curated record. Gene Ontology annotation, cellular component: proteasome core complex. Gene Ontology annotation, molecular function: threonine-type endopeptidase activity.
CACCAAUUAAGAUAGAUAUCAUAUACUUCACAUAACCCUUCCCUUCAUUGUUAUUAAAAAGUAAAGUAACACGUCCUCGUUAGUAUUGUUAACAAUUGCAUAAAAGAAUCAUAAGUGUAAUUCGUCAUAGUUAUAUAUCAAACAGUAUCCUGAAAUAAUGAAUUCGAUUUCUCAACAAUUUUCACAUAGCAAUACGAAUACUUAUAUGAAUGAAAUAAGUGCUGCCAAAAAUGAGUUUGCCAGCGGGGUUCAAUUAGAUUUGGCACCAUCAAUUGAAUUACCACCAAUUUCACAACCAACUGAAUUUUUGAGAGCUCAUACUGAUGAUGCCAGUAAUCCAGAUUGUAAAAUUAAAAUUGCUCACGGUACAACCACAUUAGCAUUCAGAUUCCAAGGUGGUAUUAUUGUAGCUGUUGAUUCUAGAGCUACUGCUGGUAAUUGGAUUGCUUCUCAAACUGUUAAUAAAGUUAUUAGAAUUAAUCCAUUUUUAUUGGGUACCAUGGCUGGUGGUGCUGCCGAUUGUCAAUACUGGGAAACUUGGUUAGGUACUCAAUGUAGAUUACAUGAAUUGAGAGAAAAAGAACGUAUUUCUGUUGCAGCUGCUUCUAAAAUAUUAAGUAAUUUAGUUUAUGAAUAUAAAGGUAUGGGUUUAUCCAUGGGGACCAUGGUUUGUGGUUAUACUAAAAAGGAAGGCCCAACUGUUUACUACGUUGAUUCAGACGGUACUAGAAUGAAGGGUGAUAUCUUUUGUGUUGGUUCCGGUCAAACUUUUGCCUACGGGGUCUUGGAUUCAGAGUACCAUUGGGAUUUAAGUGUGGAAGACGCAUUAUACUUGGGUAAGAGAAGUAUUUUAGCCGCCACCCAUAGAGAUGCUUAUUCUGGUGGUUCAAUCAACUUGUAUCACGUUACCGAAAAAGGUUGGAUUUAUCACGGUAACCAUAACGUUGGUGAUAUCUUCUAUGACAUCAAAGAACAAGAAAAGUCCUUCAAUAAUGUCGAUGGUUAAAAGUAGUAUUAUUGCAUAGUGCUCCCCUAUUUCUUAU